UGCGGUCUGUGAACUUCACUGACCGCAAAACAAGCGAGAAACUCCCUCACCGCAACGAGUCCCACCGCGCUUGGAUUUUACAAAAGUGGGAGACUGUACAAUCCUUGGCAGUGUUCUGAGACUGUACAGUCACUUUUGCCGUGCUGGUGGACUCUAUUGUAUUUUCACGAUCAGUUGUGCGUCCUUUUCUGUUAUUAACGCGCGCGUUCGCGGCGGUUUGGAGCGUGUCCUGUUUGCACAGAGACAGGACUGCUGUUCAACUGCGGGAAUUACGAGGGCACAGAGAUGACAGCCGAGAAAGAGAAGAAGAGGUGCAGCUCAGAGCGGCGUAAGGAGAAAUCUCGAGAUGCGGCACGCUGCAGGCGCAGUAAGGAGACGGAGGUGUUUUAUGAACUUGCCCGCCAGCUGCCUCUCCCACACAGCAUCAGCUCACAUCUGGAUAAAGCGUCCAUCAUGAGACUGGCCAUCAGCUACCUGCGGACACGCAAAAUCCUCACUUCAGGCUGCGCUUCUGCCACAGAGACGACUGACGUCGACAGACUGAUGGACAGUUGGUAUCUGAAGUCACUGGGUGGCUUCAUCAGCGUGGUAACAUCAGACGGUGACAUGAUCUUCUUGUCGGAGAACAUCAACAAAUUCCUGGGUCUCACACAGGUGGAACUCACAGGGCACAGUAUCUUUGAUUUCACUCACCCCUGUGACCACGAGGAGAUCCGCGAGAACCUCAGCCUCAAAGCUGGCAUGGGAAAGAAAGGCAAGGAGCUGAGCACAGAGAGGGAUUUCUUCAUGAGAAUGAAAUGCACAGUCACAAAUCGCGGGCGCACAGUCAACCUCAAGUCAGCCAGCUGGAAGGUCCUGCACUGCACGGGGCACCUAAAGGUGUAUAAUGGCUGUCCUGCACGAGUGCUGUGCGGAUUUAAAGAGCCGCCGCUCACCUGCGUGGUCAUGAUGUGCGAGCCCAUCGCCCAUCCAUCAAACAUCGACACGCCGCUCGACAGCAAGACCUUUCUGAGUCGCCACAGCAUGGACAUGAAGUUUACUUACUGUGAUGACAGAGUUUCCGAGUUGAUGGGUUACAGUCCUGAAGAUCUCCUGGGCCGUUCGGCGUACGAGUUCUAUCACGCUCUGGACUCCGACAGCGUCACCAAAAGCCACCAGAACCUGUGCACUAAAGGCCAGGCGGUGAGCGGUCAGUACAGGAUGUUGGCUAAGAAUGGGGGCUAUGUGUGGGUGGAGACCCAGGGUACCGUCAUCUACAACAGUCGCAACUCCCAGCCCCAGUGCAUUGUGUGCGUGAACUACGUGCUGAGUGACGUUGAGGAGAAGUCCAUGAUCUUCUCUAUGGACCAGACUGAGUCUCUGUUCAAGCCUCACCACUUGAACCGUUUCUUCAGUCCCAGCAAAGGAGGCCUGGGCAAUGAGCCAGGAGAACUGCCCUUCACCAAACUCAAAGAGGAGCCCGAGGAUCUCACCCAGCUGGCACCUACACCUGGUGACACCAUCAUCUCUCUUGACUUUGGUAACCCUCAGUAUGAGGAGCACCCGAUGUACAGCAAAGUGUCUUCUGUUGCUCCUCCUGUGUCUCACGCUGUUCAUGAUGGACACAAGACGAGCUAUGCUGGAGACAUGGCCAAGAUGGCCUCCACUUUCUCUGUGCCUCAGGCUCCACCUCCCAGCAGUGCAACUCCCAGCCUGAGCAGCUGCUCUACGCCCAGCAGCCCUGAAGAUUACUACACCUCAGUGGACAGUGACCUGAAGGUGGAGCUGACAGAGAAACUGUUUUCCUUGGACACGCAGGAGACAAAGCCGUCCUGCAACCAAGAGACUGACCUGAGUGAUCUGGACUUGGAGACCCUGGCUCCCUACAUCCCCAUGGAUGGUGAGGACUUCCAGCUCAAUCCCAUCUGCCAGGAGGAGCCACCAUCUGAGAUUGGAGCCCUGGGAACCAACCAGCAGAGCUUCAGCAACAUCACAAGCCUCUUCCAACCCUUGGGUUCCCCUUCAGCAGCCCACUUCCAGUCCAACAUGAAUUCAGGAGGGGAUAAGCAGAGCAUCAACGGAGGCUCUGUGGAGUCGUGGCCAUCUGUACCGUACAGCAGGGGCCCCAUGCAGAUGCCUCCGUACCAUGAUCCCGCCAGCACCCCGCUGUCCUCCAUGGGAGGCCGUCAGAAUGUGCAGUGGCCGCCUGACCCUCCGUUAACCAGUAAGCCUGGAAUGAUGGAUCCUUUAGCUGCAAAGCGCUCUUGCCAAACUGGGCCAGCAAAUCGAAUGCCACCUUAUUUGCGAAGGCCCAUGGAGAACUUUGUGCAGAGCUACAGAGAUAUAAGUCCAGCUCGACUUGCUCUCGCUAACAAUUUCAAGCGCUCAUUCACACAGAUGACAAUGAGUGAGACGCCUCCCACAAAAUCACAACAGACAAUGUGGAAGAGACCUCGGAGUGAGAGCUGUGCCGUCAUGGACAGGAAAUCACUCAGCACUAGCGCUUUGUCAGACAAAGGCAUGGACCAGCAGCACAGGAAGACUCAGUAUUCGGGGAGUCAGGCCGGACAGCUGUCGAAGCGCUUUCGAGAACAGUGCUGUAACUACAGAGAGUUCAACAUGCAGCCUUCCUCCAAAAUGGAUGGAAUCGCGAGUCGCCUCAUCGGGCCCUCCUUCCAGGCCUACUCUCUGCCUGAACUGACGCGUUACGACUGCGAGGUCAACGUCCCAUUGCAAGGCAACCUUCAUUUGCUGCAGGGCAGUGACCUCCUAAGAGCAUUAGACCAGGCCACUUAGACCGGUUUCGACACAGAAGUGCAGUCCCACUUUCCCCCGACCCUAUCACUCAUCUCACAGUCACCAUCCUGACCAUAACCAACUCAGCUUUAGCACAUGCACAUAUACACCCUUCACAGGCAUAUCUACCUGACUGCAUACAUGACAAAUGUAGCUUUGACUCUAUUUUUAUUGUCUACAUCUUCAUAAAUUAUAUACAUGUACUAUUUUUUUAGUUACGAGACGGUUUCUGAAUGAGUUUAAGUAUUUUUGGAGGAGCUGAAAUGUCGCGUUGUGUUGUCUUCAGCUGGCUGGUUGUUUCUCUGCUUGGCAGAUCAUUUCGCCGAAGCUGUUUUCAGCAAAUUUUCUCCUCUUUUUCUCUAUCGAUGUCAGAUAAGAAAAAAAAGAAAAGAAAAAAACUAUCUACUGUAAGCUACUUGUUUUAAAAUGUUUUCAUUUCCUUUAUUUGUUCUAACUUUCCUACCUCUGACACCUCAUUAAAGACCCCAUGAAAUUAAAAGGCCAGUUCGGAGCUCAUUUAUAUGCUAAUGCAGUGGUUCCCAAAGUGUGUUCAGUUCAAAACAUUAUUAAAUAACUCACCAGCAUUAACAAUAGCUGCUCUUGAUACACAUGCUGCUGUCUUUCUACUCGCACAAACACAUUGCUCUGAGUGAAGGGUUGCCAGAUUUCACAAAAAGCAACCUGGUCUAGUACAUACAGUAUAAUAUAACUGGGGUCAUAUACAGUGACCCCAGUUAUCGCUUUAAGGAUGAAUAUAAACAAUUAAUUAAAUUCUACUAAAUUAAAAAGCAGUUCAAUUUAUUAGAAAUAAAACGGUUCAGUUUAAAAUAUUUAAAUAUAAUAUCAAGAAAAUAACAUUGCAUUAUUUAACACACAAAUUUAGUUUUAUUUUUAAUGAAAGUUAGGGCUGUCACAAUUCCUCGAUUCAAUUCAAGUACUCAAUUUUUCUUUUUUUUUAAAUCCUUGAUUGCAUUUUCCUAGUGUCGAAUAGCCGAUUCCACAGAUGAGAAUCCAUUAAAUGCAUUAUUAUUUUUCUAAGGCUGCAUGAUAUAUUAAACGCUUUUAAAAAAUCAUAAUAAAGCAUAAAUGCUAUUGUGAAUUCACAAACGCUACGAUUCAUUUAAAUAAGCAUAUGCCAUACAGGUUUAAUAUUUUUAUUUAUUAUUUCUGAAAGCUGAAUAAAUCUGCUGUAUGGUUUGUUAGGAUAAGACAAUAUUUGGCAGAGAUACAACUAUUUGAAAAUCUGAGGGUGCAAAAAAAUCUAAAUAUUGAGAAAAUCGCCUUUAAAGUUGAUCAAAUGAAGUUCUUAGCAAUGCAUAUUAUUAAUCAAAAAUUAAGGUUUGAUAUAUUUAUGAAAAUUUACAAAAUAUCUGCAUGGAACAUGAUCUUUACUUAAUAUCCUAAUGAUUUUUGGCAUAAAAGAAAAAUCGAUAAUUUUAACCCAUACAGUGUAUGUUUGGCUAUUGCUGCAAACAUACCCAUGCUACUUAAGACUGGUUUUGGGGUCCAGGGUCACAUAUGUGCUUUAUGUAAUAGCUCCGUUCACAGUAAAUGCUGAUCCACACAAACUGUUUUCAUUUACAUGUGUGGAGCGAUCUCUAAAUAUUGUGUGAGUUUGGGUUUAUUAUAACGUUCAUCUGGGAAUGCAACGUUCAUCAGAUUUGUAAGGUAAAUCAUUUAUAAACCUACUCAAACUCAGGAAAAUACAUCAAUAUCUUUCUCAAUAUGCUAACUGUACAUCGUAAUUUCAAAAUAAAAGUUUAAACCUUCGCUCUGAGUUUACACAUUAUUAUAAUUACGAUGACUUCAGCAUUUCUGUCAUGAGGAAAUGUCAAAAUAUUAAAGAUUAAGUUGACAUUUAAAUUAAAUGUUGUUUAGUCAAUAUUAAACAUGGAUUAAAUCAUGCAGUAAAGUGAAAAAACAAUCAUCAGGCCAUUGGCGCCCUCUGCAGUCAUUUAUUAUAAUGCGUAAUGCACGUUAGCUAUAGUUUACAAUAUUAUGUAUUUCAACAGUACCAUUGAUUAUUUGUUUUUGAUACUUCAUUUGAGCUAAUUAUUGCCUCAUUGCUAUUAUAUGCAUUUUAAGUCAUUUUAAAUGCUAUUGCUUCGCUACUAAAUUAAUCAUAAUUAUCCAAAUACUCGAUUAAUCGUCAGAAUAAUCGCCCAAUUACUCACCUACCAAAAUAAUUGUUAGUGGCAGCCCUAAUUCAAGUUUAAUUAAAAAUCAUACUGCUUUGUUUAAUUGCAUCUGUGAUGGCAACCACUGUGCUAGUGUACUCCUAAAACCUAACAAACUUAAUAUAUAUCACACAUACUUUAAAAGUGUAUUAUUUUAAAUAACAACAUUUAAUAUUUUAAUAUUAGGCCAAUCAAAUGAUUGUAAAAGAUAAUAAAUCAUGGAUUAAGGCUAUAUCCUGUUUAAAAAAAGAUUUCCAAAUCAAACUUAAAGGAAAUAUGUAAAAAACUGCGCUCAGAAGUCAUUUCAUGGGGUCUUUAUGCCUUGUCCCCACUGACCACUUUCAGUGUUCAUGUUAUUCAUGUGCCUUUCUUUUUUUUGUUUGAUUAGUUGCAAUACUGUGUUUCUGUCUCUGAGCUCUGUUUAUUGCCUUAUUGUGGAGACCACUUUAAAAACAUAUAUUUUUGUCAAUUUAGCUGUAAACUUACAUAUUUAAAGGAAGAUGCUCUAAGAUUUCUACUAUAGAUUUCUACUUUGAUGAUAAAGUUUAGCAUUUAUUUGUCCUGGUACUUUGUCUUGUCUACUCAGUAGAUGUGAAUCAGAGUCCUUAUUGAGUCUGCAGUGCUGGUGUCCUGUGCUCUUUCUUGGUGGCAUUUUUUUUUUUUCUGGAAAUAUGCAAAUGCAUAUUACAAUUAUUGGCAGGCCAGUACAGUUGGUUUAAAAAUUGGAGUAAAGAGGGUUUUUUUUUUUAAUUAAAACAAAUCUGUGUAGCAUAUUGGAUUCUUAAAAUGAGUUUAAUCUUAGUGAUUUCUUGCGUUGUUUAAACAUGGUGCUUCAUGCAGUUUGACCCAUAUGAAUGCGUAGAUAAUAACAUUAACUCUCUUCUUAUUUGAAUUGCCCUGAGGUUGUCUUUAAAGUUGAAUUAGAGAAAGAAUUGAUGAUGGUGAUUCUUCUACUCAAACACAUAUUCGCACUUACAUACAGUUUUAAUGUAAAUCUGAACCCCUGGUGAAAAAACGAAUGACACAUUGUGAAGAUUUAAAGGUACAAAGAUGAGGUUUGGCACACGGUCCAGUUUUUAAAGUAAUAGUGUUAUAAUAGUAAUAGUGUUUUGUGAGCAGACUGGAGAUGUGUUGCUGUAUUGCGGAUCUGCUGUGUAAGAUGCUAUUGAAAAGAGUGGCUGUGCACAACUAAAUUUAAAACUAAUUCAGCAUAGGAGUAAAUGCCACAAAACAUGUCAAGGUCAUAUUUCACAGGAUCAUAAGACAUUGUGCAUAUUUUCAGCACUAUUAAAAUUUUCUUACAUUAUUUUUAUGACAGCUACCCCAAAAAUACCCUCCAAAACUUCACCAAUUAUUAUUAUCUGAAUGCUAAAAAAAAAAAAAAAAAUUACAUAAUUUUAGUAGCUAUUUAGUGUUUUAUUAGUUUGUUCUAUAGAAUUAAAUAAAUACUUUAAAAAAAAUAGUGUAGUAUAUGUAACGGGAGUAAGUAAAAGUUAAGUAAAAAACAAGAGGAAAAAUUAUGUUUAUUAAAUUAUUUAUUUUUAUUGGUCACAUUUUACUUCAACAUUUUUUACAUUUUGGAUAAAAUAUGACCAAUAAAGCUCACAUACAUGGACAUUAUAUAAAAUUAAAAAAAUAGAUAAAUAAAAUGUUUAUUUCUUUUUAUUGGUCACAUCUGUUCUCAAUUAAGAUAUAUUUGUACAUUUUAUAUAUAAUUCAAUAUAAAAUUAUAUCAAAUGUGGCCAAUAAAACACGCACAUAUAUAAAUUAGGGCUGUCAAAUGAUUAAUCGUGAUUAAUGGCAAAUAAUCAUAAGUAAUCACAAAUAAUCGCGACCAAAAUCAAAGUUUUUGAUAUAUAUAUAUAUAUAUAUAUAUAUAUAUAUAUAUAUAUAUAUAUACACACACACACAUAAUACACAGUACACACAAAUAUAUUAUGUGUAAACAAACUUUUAUUUUGGAUGCGAUUAUCAUAAUUAAUCGCGAUUAAUCGUUUGACAGCCCUGAUAUAAAUGUAAUUUCUUUUGAUUUCGGGGUGAAAUGUGACUUUUUUUAGUGAUAUUUCCUUUAGUAUUCAACUGACAUGUGCACUAAAGUUUGCUGUAGGUUUUCAUGUCAUAACAUGUCUGAGGCUUACAAGUGUUUUAACUCUUUGAACAAUCCAGAAAUCACAGAGAGGCAGAGAUUACAAACUAGAUCUCAGACAUUUCAAUGCUCAAGACUCGCACAGAUUGACACUCCUAUCUGCUGCAGUGAUAGACAGUUACAGUAGACACAAUACGAGAGCAGGAGAGAGACCGCUAGACAGAUAACACGUGCAAAUCUCUCCAGACUCUCCUCAUCUUCACCUCUACGCAAAAAAGUAAAUGAAUAAAUAAAUAAAAUAAAAAAUACAUGCUGUUAGGUAAAAUUCUACAUAUUUUCAAAAAAAAAAAAAAAAAAACAGAUACAUCUAGACUCAAUGUUGACAUGCUUUCUAAAGCUUUCAGUUUUAGCAAAUGGCAAUAAUCCCAUAUUUAAACUCUUACAGGUGCCUUAACACAAAGAAAUCUGGGUCACUGCCCGUUUAAACAUGUAGCAUUUAACACUAAACUAUAAAGCAAUGCAGAACUAAACUUAUUACUUGAAUGUUCAGAUGUUAAUGCCAAAGGAGGAAAUGGUGAACUUGUGUGUUUCUCAAAGCAGUGCAGCCAUAUGAAGAUGUUAUGGUUAGUUGUGCAUUGGAAUGUGCAGAAAGCGCUGGUACAUGUAUGUCUGUCUAAUUUCUACUACUAUGAAGGUCAUUCACCAGACCAAGCCCCCAAAACCCGCUGAAUUUCAGAUGACACACUGCUUAAUGGUUUUGUGGUUUUCUUCAACUUUAAAGACAACAUUAGAUAAAUGCAUAAAAUAGGCAUUUUUUUAUAAAACAAAAAAAUUAAGCAAGUACGUACAUAUUUUAAUAUGCUAAAUGUAUAUUGACAUUAUUAUGAUACUGUUAUUAUGAUUAUUGUUGACAUUACUGUAUGGGAAAUUUUACCCAAUAAGUUGUAUCUCUGCACUGAUAUCUUAUUAAAGCUUAUCAAUCUUC
Labeo rohita (rohu) is the source of this 8023-nucleotide messenger RNA. RefSeq names its product endothelial PAS domain protein 1b (gene epas1b). Gene Ontology annotation, cellular component: cytoplasm; nucleus; transcription regulator complex. NCBI's taxonomy places the organism in Eukaryota, Metazoa, Chordata, Actinopteri, Cypriniformes, Cyprinidae. Gene Ontology annotation, biological process: cellular response to hypoxia; regulation of transcription by RNA polymerase II. Gene Ontology annotation, molecular function: RNA polymerase II transcription regulatory region sequence-specific DNA binding; DNA-binding transcription factor activity, RNA polymerase II-specific; protein dimerization activity. The record is from RefSeq and is a predicted model, not a curated record. The transcript has 16 exons. The coding region runs from base 286 to 2775 and encodes 829 amino acids.